This is a messenger RNA of Nannospalax galili (Upper Galilee mountains blind mole rat), 373 nucleotides long. Its product is annotated as filamin-B-like. The record is from RefSeq and is a predicted model, not a curated record. NCBI's taxonomy places the organism in Eukaryota, Metazoa, Chordata, Mammalia, Rodentia, Spalacidae. Gene Ontology annotation, biological process: actin cytoskeleton organization. The transcript has 2 exons. Gene Ontology annotation, molecular function: actin filament binding. The annotation marks the transcript as partial.
AACAUGUGUUUCUGUUUGUGUCUUGGGACAGGUUUCCACGUAGUAGAGGUGAUGUACGAUGAUGUGCCCAUCCCAAACAGUCCCUUCAAAGUGGCUGUAACUGAAGGCUGCCAGCCAUCUCGGGUCCAUGCCCAAGGUCCUGGACUGAAAGAGGCCUUUACCAACAAAUCCAACGUCUUCACUGUAGUUACCAGAGGGGCAGGAAUUGGUGGGCUUGGCAUAACUGUGGAGGGGCCAUCAGAGUCGAAGAUAAACUGCAGAGACAACAAAGAUGGCAGCUGCAGUGCUGAGUACAUUCCCUUUGCUCCAGGGGAUUAUGAGGUCAACAUCACAUACGGAGGAGUCCAUGUCCCUGGUAAGCGAUCCUCAGGUG